AUGAAAAAUAUGGAAGCGCAGGCCUCAGAGCCUUUGUCCAAAAACACAGAGAGUACGGCAGAUCACGACUCCACGGAAAUCACCUCGCUUUGGAAACUGGCCCCUGUCACAGUCGCCUUAUGCACUACUCUAUUUUGUGUUUCCUUGGACGCUACAAUCAUUGCGACGGCUAUUCCCAAGAUCACGACCUACUUUGAUUCACUCAACGAUGUAGCCUGGUAUGGCAGCUCCUACAUAUUCACCACAAGCGCCAUGCAGCUCAUUUUCGGCAAACUAUACACUUUCUAUCCCUCAAAAUGGGUCUUUUUGGCCGGGCUGCUCGUUUUUGAGAUCGGAUCACUCAUCUGCGCUGUGGCACCUACCUCCAAUGCUCUUAUUGUGGGAAGAUGUAUUGCGGGCCUGGGAGGCGCGGGGCUUUUCUCUGGAUGCUUGAUUAUCGUGGCAACGACAGUCCCACUGCGGAUUCGCCCAAUAUAUAUGGGACUGGUUUCGAGUAUGCAUGCAAUUGCGAGUGUUGCAGGUCCACUAAUGGGAGGUGCAUUGACAGAUCAUUUGUCUUGGAGAUGGUGCUUCUAUAUCAAUCUUCCCUUCGGUGGCCUUGGAUUGUUUUGCAUUCUCAUCUUCCUCCCCUCGAACGCAGAUUCCAUUCAGCGUGUAGACUGGAAAACGCAAUUGAGGCAAUUUGAUUUGCCUGGCACGAUCUUCUUGAUUCCAUCUAUCAUUUGUCUCAUAUUUGCCUUACAGUGGGGUGGAUCGCUUUAUGCUUGGGACAGCGCUCGCAUCAUAGCCUUGUUUGUGGUUUCCGGCGUGACUUUUGGUGUUUUUCUUGGAAUCCAAGUGUGGCAGAAAGAUCAAGCAACAAUUCCCAUUCGGUUGAUGAGAAAUCGAAAUGUCUGGGGUGCUGCUUGGUAUGGAAGCUGCAUUUCGUCGACAUCGUUUAUCUUCACGUACUAUCUCCCAAUCUGGUUCCAAGCCAUCAAAGACAAAUCUGCUACCGACUCUGGUAUCGCCAAUCUUCCAAGCUUGAUCAGCAUGGUACUAUUUGCGAUCAUUGGAGGUAUACUCGCUUCGGCCAUUGGAUACUACACUCCCCUUCUAUUGGUAUCCUCUGUCCUUACGUCCAUUGGAGGCGGCCUGCUGAGUUGUUUGGAAGUCGACUCAAACAUAGGCCAUUGGUUUGGCUACCAAGUACUUAUGAAUGCCGGAGUAGGUGUCGGCGCCCAGAAUGCCCUGCUUGUCGCUUCUGUUGCUGUUGCGCCCGCUGAUCUGGCAAUGACCACGUCGAUCCUGACCUUCGUCCAAACUCUGUCAAGCGCGAUAUUACUUCCCAUAGGGCAAAGUGUCUUUCAGAAUCAGUUGUCGGCGAACCUGAUAUCAUAUUUACCUGAUGUCGAUGUCGCUUUGAUUUUGCACAGUGGUGCCACCGGAUUCCGGGAUCACUUGAAGUCCAAUCAAUUACCUUUGGCUUUGCAGGCAUACAACAAAGCGCUUUGUCAGACGUUCUAUGUGGGCGUGGCAACUGCGGCACUUUCAAUCCUUGGGCCAAUAUUCAUGGAAUGGCUAUCAUUGAAGCCUCAAGUUGAGGCGAAGAAAGAUGAUCAAUCUUCCAAAAGCAGUAUUGACGAGCCAACCCAGAUGAACUCCGAAGAUAAGCCCACCGAAAGUGUUUAA
Messenger RNA from Penicillium salamii, 1671 nucleotides. NCBI's taxonomy places the organism in Eukaryota, Fungi, Ascomycota, Eurotiomycetes, Eurotiales, Aspergillaceae. The record is from the annotation of a GenBank genome assembly.